AUGUCCCUUGUUAGUUAUGUGUUACACUUGACUUUGUUCAUGUGCGUUUCUCAGCUGUAUUUUGUUGGAUCUGAAGCCGAAUGCAUCAAAGGACAACUAGACAUCCUAUUCUUGUUUGAUUCCUCUUCUACUGUCGGCUCUAUCGACUUCACUCACAGCCUUCAGUUUGCUAGCAACCUGGCAGAGAAUUUCCAAAUCGGCUCAGACGGCGUGCAGUUCGGGGCGGUAUCAUUUUCUGACAGCCCUAGACCUUUGUUCAGUCUGAAUACUUACACGGAUUUUCACGAUAUUGAAAAAGCUAUACUGGAUGCACAGUACUUCUCUGGAAACACAAGAACCUACCUCGCUCUGGAAAAUGCUCACAACUUCCAAACCAACGGUGGCCGAACUAGUGCUCCAAAAGUAGUGGUUUUAUUCACUAAUGGAAGGUCUGAUGAUGCUACCAGAACACAGCAGCAGGCACUGAGCUUAAAAGCCACGGGCGUGUUUGUCGUUGUUGUGGGUUUGUCUAACUCAAACAACCAGGAGCUUCAAGCCAUAGCUUCGAAUUCAUCGACCAUCUUCAGUAUAAACAAUUUCGACGAAGUUGUCAAAUUUCUUCAGGACUAUAUCCGUGAUUCUUGUAGUCAGACAGUAAAAUGUGCGCAUGGUCAGAUAGACAUUCUCUUCCUUAUUGACGCCUCAUCCAACGUUGACGCCCAAGUUUUCAACCAAGAGCUUGGCGUUUCUGCAAACCUAGCUGAAAAUUUCCCUAUCGGCCCAGAAGCCGCCCAGUUCAGCGCCGUUACGUUUGCAGACAAUCCUCAUUAUCUCUUUGAUUUUAACACCUUCACUAACUUUUCCACAUUUGAAGCAGCAAUUCUUCAGGCCCAGUAUCUCUCAGGAAGUCCAAAUACAUUUCUGGCUUUGGAGAACAGCAAAGAUCUCUUCUUUGGAGGCCAUGGUGCUCGAGGAAAUGCUGCUAAGGUGGCGCUGCUUUUCAGCAGCGGUAAGUCAGCAGAUCCGGCCAGGACUCAACAGCAGGCUGCUGUGCUAAAGGGCUAUGGCGUUUUUAUAAUUGCUGUUGCCGUGUCCAAAGUCACUGGUGCAGAACUACCGACAGUGUCUUCAUCCCAUGAAGUCUUCCAGAUCAACGACUUUGAUGGUAUCUUGCAUGCACUGCAAGAUUAUUCAAAGACAGCCUGUAAUCAAG
Messenger RNA from Candidula unifasciata, 1192 nucleotides. NCBI's taxonomy places the organism in Eukaryota, Metazoa, Mollusca, Gastropoda, Stylommatophora, Geomitridae. The record is from the annotation of a GenBank genome assembly.